UCCACCCAAUGGAUUCAACUGCCACCACACUUCUCUUGUCUUCGCCGAGAGAGAGUUCUAUUUUUGACGGUUCUUUUCUGCACAAACAAGGCACUCUAUCUAUGGAAUUUCGCUGGCCAAAAGAUGAGUUAGUUAGUGCUCAUAAGGAGCUUAUGGAGCCAGUAGUUGAUCUUGCGGGGUUCUUCACAGGUGAUGAAGUGGAAACAUGGAAAGCUGCCACCAUGAUCAAGGCUGCUUGCUUGAACCAUGGUUUCUUUCAGGUGAUCAAUCAUGGUGUUGAUCUCAAUCUCAUCAGCACCGCACAAUAUCAUAUGGGCCAUUUUUUUAAGCUUCCAAUUAGCCAAAAACUAAGGGCUCGGAGGAUGCCAGGCAGCUUGUGGGGCUAUUCUGGUGCCCACGCUGAUCGAUAUUUGUCCAAGUUGCCCUGGAAAGAGACAUUAUCUUUCGGCUACCAUGAAAAUAGUUCGUACCCCGUUGUGUUGGAUUUCUUCAAAACGACUCUAGGAAAAGAUUUUGAACAGACAGGAAUGGUCUUUCAAACAUAUUGUGAAGCAAUGAAGGAGUUGUCUCUUUCCAUAAUGGAACUGUUGGCAAUGAGCUUGGGACUUGAUCAAUCCCACUAUAAGAAAUUCUUUCAAGAGAGCUGCUCUAUAAUGAGGUGUAAUUUCUACCCAACAUGUCAAGAGCCAGGUCUUGCACUUGGCACGGGACCCCAUUGUGACCCAACAUCCUUAACCAUACUUCACCAAGAUCAUGUUGGAGGACUUGAAGUUUUUGCGAACAACAUGUGGCACACUGUUGAACCUCGUCAUGGUGCCUUAGUUAUCAACAUUGGUGACACGUUCAUGGCAUUGUCGAAUGGUAUAUACAAGAGUUGCCUGCACAGGGCAGUGGUUAAUAAGUAUGAGGCUAGAAAAUCGUUGGCAUUCUUUCUUUGUCCAAGAGAAGACAAGGUGGUGAGACCUCCCAAGGAUCUUGUGAGCAGAGAAGGAAAAAGGAUGUAUCCGGAUUUCACAUGGUCAGAUUUGCUUCACUAUACACAAAAGCACUAUAGAGCCGACGAUGCAACCCUCCAAAACUUCUCUAAAUGGCUCCUCUCUUCCAACUCAGGAAACGUCUAGCCGGCUACCUUGCCCAUUAAUUUGCUUCUUAUCAUGCUUAACAAUAUUAUGAUUUAAUUCCUUACAAAAAAAAAAAAAAGAUUUAAUCGGGUUCUGCAUGUUUAUCUUUGUAUUACUGUUGCUUUGCGGUAUUAUUUAUGUAUAUUUGUCUUUUUGUUUACUGGUACUAUUAUCUUAAUUAUUAAUUCCCUAGCUAGCUAGAAGCUGGUAGCAAAGACAUGGCACGUUUCAUUUCAGAUGGAUUAUUGAAGUUGGAAUGUCUAGUGCCCGUGGGAAAGAGUAAAAGACUACCCUAGCUAUACUUAGCAGAAAAGACAAGACUAGCCGUAUAUAUUGCACAUGGUGUUAAGCUUAUACAGACCUAUAAAAAAUUUGUAGUGUAGAUUUCAUUCAUCAUUUCUUAAUUAUGAAUCUUGUAAUGGAAAUAUCUUUUUUGAAA
Hevea brasiliensis (rubber tree) is the source of this 1560-nucleotide messenger RNA. RefSeq names its product gibberellin 20 oxidase 2-like. NCBI's taxonomy places the organism in Eukaryota, Viridiplantae, Streptophyta, Magnoliopsida, Malpighiales, Euphorbiaceae. Gene Ontology annotation, molecular function: gibberellin 20-oxidase activity. The coding region runs from base 9 to 1121 and encodes 370 amino acids. Gene Ontology annotation, biological process: unidimensional cell growth; gibberellin biosynthetic process; response to light stimulus. The transcript is spliced from 3 exons. The record is from RefSeq and is a predicted model, not a curated record.